CUUCAGCUCAAAGUCUCACACAGCCGACGUGUGCACAGAAAGUAAACGCAUGGCCACUUGUAGCACUGAACAGUACUCAGUUUCUUUAUUACUCGGCCUUUAUUUGAAUGUACACUGUUUACAGCGCUGCGGCGUGGAGCCAACACAAUGGUAGGAGUCACUAUUGUCAUUAUGGAGCACUUCAGUUAGCUUUUGACUGUAGCAGACAGAAUCCAAACACAGCUGAUGUAGCUGACGCUGACGACUCAACAAGCUGGGGUUACUUCAGAAGCUGGAGUUAACCUGAAAGUCUCCAGAGCUGCAUCCGCAGACAGAGGGCAUUCACUACCUGUCAUAGUGGACAGGUAAUCGGAACAAGGAGUGCCCAGUGGAGCGGCUGUCUGAUCGUCUAAUCAUCUGUUCUGCUUCACUGAGGCGUGGCCCGUGGUGAACAAAGUAACCAUUCACACAUGAAGGAAGCAGCUGUGGUACAAAAGAGAGCCGACUGUUCUGCAGUAAAUAUGGGUCACAUAGAUGAAGCCAGGGUGUCGUGCCUCGACAUCCUCACCCACCACAGAGAGCUGCUGGUGUCCAGGCUGAGGAGUAUUCAGUGCAUCCUGGACAACCUGUUGGCCUGUGGCUUCCUCUGCGAAGAGGACGCUGAGAUCGUCCAGCGGACUGUCACCAAGACGGAUCAGGUGCGCAAAAUCUUGGAGCUAGUCCAAUGCAAAGGGGAGGAGGCCUGUGAGUACUUGAUUUACAUCAUAUAUAAAGUAUGUGAUGCAUACAUAGACCUCCAGCCAUGGUUGAAAGAGAUCAACUACAACCCAAGCAACGAUGUUGCGGCGAUGAAAGUGGUUAACACAGAUCCCAUCAGCAGGUAUUGUGAGAAGUUGAGGUAUGAGAUGAGCCGGGACACCUGCUACAUCAUGUCGUACGGCCAGAGAGAGGAGACCCGCCUGGAGGAGCUAUACACUGACACGCUGAUGGAACUGUUAAACGACUGCAAUGACAGUCUGGGCUUCCUGGAGAGUCUGGACCAGCUCCUGGGAGACCACGCAGUCUUCAAUCCCCAAGGUGAAACCAUCUAUGUGAUGGGGGAUGCUGGUGUGGGCAAAUCCAUCCUCCUGCAGAAGCUCCAGAACCUCUGGUCCAAGAAAGAGCUGCAGACGGACGCCGUCUUCUUCUUUAAGUUCCGCUGUAGGAUGUUCAGCGUCUUCAAGGACACAGAACAGAUCUCCCUCAGAGAUCUUUUGUUCAAAUACAACUGCUACCCAGAUCACGAUCCAGAUAACGAGGUGUUUGAUUACAUCCUGCGCUUCCCUGAGAAGGUCGUUUUCACAUUCGAUGGCUAUGAUGAGAUUCAGGAGGAUCUAGACCUGAUGAAUGUCCCUGAAGUGGUGUCACCAGAAGACAAGGCACACCCCCUCCAGCUGCUCGUCAGCUUGCUCUGUGGGAAACUACUCAAGGGCUCCCAGAAGGUGCUGACGGCCCGGACAGGCAUCGAGAUCCAGAGUAGGGUGAUCAGAAAGAAGGUGGCUCUGCGGGGCUUCUCCCCUGCUCAUCUGAAGACCUACAUAGAUCUGCACUUUAAGGAGCAGGAGCACAGAGAGCUGGUGUCAGUUCAGCUGGAUGCUAGCCCCCACCUCUGCGGCCUGUGCUCCACACCGUUGUUCUGCUGGAUUGUGUUCAAGAGCUUUAGGCACCUGCACACCAUGCACGAUAGUUUUCAUCUGCCUGAAACCUGCGUCACACUCACCGACAUCUUCCUCCUGCUGUCUGAGGUGUUCCUCAGCCACUCAGCCUCACCUGCACCUUCCCUGCUGAAGAAAAGCACCCGGUGUGCCUCAGAGACAUUCAGAGGGGGGCUCAGACCUCUUACGGCAUUUGCCAAACUGGCACUUGAGGGUAUGGAGAGAGGGGGCUUCAUUUUCAGCCAGGAGGAGAUCAUUGCGUGUGGCCUGACAGAGGAGGAUCUGCCCCUGGGCUUCCUUAGACCCAUCACUGAGUAUGAUGCCAGUGGGAGCCCUGCCACAUUUGAGUUCCUCCAUGUCACCCUCCAGUCUUUCUUGGCGGCGUUUGCUCUUGUGUUUGAUGAGCAGGAUGCUGCCAGCUCCAUCCUCAAGUUCUUCACAGCGUGCAGCAGGAAAAGAGACGCAUCCUGUCUGCCUUUUGUCUUCUGUAACAGUGGCUCCUCGAAGCCCAGCGAAAAGGAGCCAUUUGCAACUAAUGAACAUCUUCAGUUCACUAAUCUGUUCCUGUGCGGACUGCUGUCCAAGGCUCACACCGGCCUGAUGGAGCAUCUGGUUUCUCCCGCGUUAUUAAAGAAAAAACGGGCCUUGCUGAAGUCCUACCUUUCGACCAGUGUAAAGUCCCACCUGCACGGCUUGCCCCCCUACCCCAGUGAUGAUGGCAAGAAAGUCCAUGUUUUGCCCAACUUCCUGUGGAUGCUGAGGUGCAUCUUUGAGACAGGGAGCAAGGAAAUCGCUCAGAUGACGGCGAAAGGCAUCACGGCUGGCCUCAUCAAGCUGGGUUACUGUAACGUGUUCUCAGGUGACUGCACCGCCCUGAACUUCGUGCUGCAGCACCGUCAGAAGCUCCUGGGACUUGACAUGGACAACAACAACAUCAGCGACUAUGGGGUGAAGCAGCUGAAGCCCUCCUUUUGUAAGAUGACAGUGGUGAGGUUGAGUGUCAAUCACCUCUCUGACAGCAGCAUUGAGGUUCUUGCAGAGGAGCUGUGUAAGCACAAAAUUGUGGAGAUUUUGGGGCUGUACAACAAUGACAUCACAGAUGUUGGAGCCAAGCUGGUUGCUCAGAUAGUUGAGGAAUGUCCAAAGCUGCGAAUCCUCAAGAUUGGUAAAAAUAAGAUCACUGCUGUUGGUGGAAAGUAUUUGGCCCGUGCAAUCCAGAAGAGCACUUCUAUAUUCGAUGUGGGAAUGUGGGGCAACAGUAUCAGCGAUGAGGGAGCAGAAGCAUUUGCAGAAGCUUUGAGGCACCACCCAAGGCUUACCAACCUCAGUCUCUCAGCCAAUGGCAUCACAUCUAAAGGUGGGAAGUGCCUGGCUGAAGCGCUGAAAGAGAACAGCGUCCUCAGGAUAUUCUGGUUGGUGCAGAAUGAGCUGACUGACGAGGCCGCUCCGCACUUGGCUGAGCUGGUUAAAGCGAACACAGGUUUAAGUCACCUCUGGUUAAUCAGCAACCGGUUCACUGUGGAUGGGCUCGGACAGCUGGCUGAGGCCCUCACUCACAACACAGCACUCAAAGAGAUAUGUGUGAAAGGAAACCAGCUCUCUGAAGAGGAAGAGCAGCAGUUUGCGGCGGAGGGAAGGCUGCGGUUCCACUGACUGGGCACUCCUGUGAGGCACGAGUUGAGUAACGUCUGUACGACAGAAAAGAAGUCGUGUGUGUGUGUGUGUGUGUGUGCUAUUUCACCUGCGUGCAGCUGUUUGGCCGUGGGCACAAAGUCACACCAUCUGCUUUAAUGGAAAUCCUGUAUGUUCGUGCCAUCAUCCAAUUUUGCACAAAUGUUUCAAGAAGGGGAUGUUUACCUGAGUGGCUGUCGGGGAAAAAGGAAGUGGAAGCAAUGAUGAACAAGAAGAAUACAAACAGUGACUCCUUUUUAAUGAACUUGUAUAGACUUUAUGUGCAUGUUUUGUAUGAAUAAUCAGUAGAAUAACUUUAUUUUAUUUAUUCAUAAAAUGAGUUAUUGCUGUGUUUAAGUGUUCCAGUAUGCUACUGUAUGACAGAGAGCCAGCAGUCUUUCAUUAGUCUGAUAAUGCCCACAAAAGGCUGCUACACUGACUGCUGCCAAAUGAAGAGCCCCUUUAACUCACUACCACAAUCUUUAUCAAUCUUUGGAUCAUCAAACUAACUACUAACUAGAAUAGGACACUGUUCAGGCUGAUUAGUCUGGAUGAGCUUCAAACACAAAGUAAUAUGGUAGAAAGGUGGAAUAAGUGCAGGAGAAUGACUUGCAUCCCAAUGAUUCACUGUUCAUUGCUUUUUGUAGAUAAUUUUACAGAAAAUAAACAUUUCAGCACAU
Chelmon rostratus (copperband butterflyfish) is the source of this 4024-nucleotide messenger RNA. RefSeq names its product nucleotide-binding oligomerization domain containing 1 (gene nod1). The record is from RefSeq and is a predicted model, not a curated record. The coding region runs from base 450 to 3326 and encodes 958 amino acids. Gene Ontology annotation, molecular function: protein binding. The transcript is spliced from 12 exons. Gene Ontology annotation, biological process: regulation of apoptotic process. Lineage: Eukaryota; Metazoa; Chordata; Actinopteri; Chaetodontiformes; Chaetodontidae.